AUGGUUGGUCUAGCGGGGUCCUUCCUUGUCAUGGUCCGUGUCCGUGGGCUGUUCGUCAUGCAUGGCAACCCUGGGGAAGAGGAAGUAAAGGCACGAGCACAUGACCCAUCACCUGCCCCCUUAGGAGAAAGUGACCUGUCGGCAGCUGUGGUCAAGGUUGAAGAUGACAGUGAUGCAGAGACCUAUGGAGAAGAGAAUGAGGAACAGGGAAAUUAUUCUAAAAGAAAGAUCGUCUCUAACUGGGAUCGAUAUCAAGAUAUUGAAAAAGAGGUCAAUAAUGAAAGCGGAGAAUCACAGAGGGGAACGGACUUCAGUGUUCUCCUCAGCUCAGCAGGGGACUCCUUCUCACAGUUCCGGUUUGUUGAAGAGAAAGAGUGGGAUGGUGAAGCUUCAUGUCCAAAACAGAAUUCAGCAUUUUAUGUGGACUGUGAGUCACUGGUUCGAGCCCUUCAAGAGCUGCCUCUCUCACUCCGACUCAAUGUUGCUGCCGAAUUGGUCCAGACCACCCUUCCUUUAGAGCUUCCUCAGGUGAAACCAAAGAGAGAUGAUGAAGGCAAGGGACUGGGGAUGCAGUUAAAAGGGCCCUUGGGACCCAGAGGAAAGGGCUCCACCUCCGAGCUGAAAUCUGCUGGCUGCCCCAUGUACCUGGGUAAAGAUGGCCCUAGCCCGGCUCCCUCCACGGGACCUCAGAAACCCACCGCCCCCCUGCAGGCGGCAGCAGACCACUUGGAGGAAGAAUUAGAUCUGCUGCUUAGUUUAGAUGCACCUGUAAGAGAGGGAGAGAACACUGCAGCAGUCCAGACCGUGCAGGCCCAAGAAUCUGAGAAAGAUGGGGAGGUGGCCCAAGAAGAACAAGGUCCUGCCGAGCUAUCUGUGAUGGGAGAAAAGAACGUGCAGUCUGAGCAACCAAAUACAUCGAAAACUGUUACCGAGGAGGAGCUUGAAGACUGGUUGGACAGCAUGAUUUCCUAACCUAAAAGGAAAAGAAAAAAGAAAAAAGAAAACGAAGAAAAAAAAAAAAAAAAGUGCCUGACGCAAAUUUUGGUUGCCUUGUCAGUAAGGGUGGGCCCCCGGCUGUCCUUCCAGAACAGCUGCUUGCUGAGCCAGUGUGUUCCAUCACGCUUGCCGCAGGGAACGCCUACCUCUAUGUUCCACGGCAUCCGGGACUACCCAUCUACGAGGCUCGCUGCAUCCGCUCCCUGGCUUAGCAAUCUCCCAGAGUCCUUGAGGGCAGGGGAUGUUACGGCUCUUGUUUCCAGCCUCCUUCCUUUCAGUGUUUACAGGAGAGCAGGUGCUGCUGAUAGAUAGCAACAAGGCAUGCAUUUGGCCAAAAUAAAUGAACUCUGCUCUACA
This is a messenger RNA of Enhydra lutris kenyoni (northern sea otter), 1353 nucleotides long. Its product is annotated as apoptosis and caspase activation inhibitor. The transcript has 8 exons. Lineage: Eukaryota; Metazoa; Chordata; Mammalia; Carnivora; Mustelidae. Gene Ontology annotation, biological process: negative regulation of G2/M transition of mitotic cell cycle. The coding region runs from base 1 to 972 and encodes 323 amino acids. The record is from RefSeq and is a predicted model, not a curated record.